This is a messenger RNA of Cyprinodon variegatus (sheepshead minnow), 918 nucleotides long. It is a transcript of the gene folr, whose product is annotated as folate receptor beta-like. Lineage: Eukaryota; Metazoa; Chordata; Actinopteri; Cyprinodontiformes; Cyprinodontidae. The record is from RefSeq and is a predicted model, not a curated record. Bases 162 to 890 code for a protein of 242 amino acids. Gene Ontology annotation, molecular function: signaling receptor activity. Gene Ontology annotation, cellular component: external side of plasma membrane. The transcript has 5 exons.
CUUGGUCACACUUCUCUCCCAGGGAGCCUUACACACGUUUAAGGAUAGAUGUGUGUUUGGCAUUUCCUGUUUUGUCUAAAGAACCGUGCCAGAGUUUAACUGGUGGUGACAUUUAACGGAUAACUUUGUCCAGAUAGAAGCUUUGAAAAAUCUGAAAAGCCAUGCUGCUGUUCCUUGCCUCUCUUGUAGCCCUCUCUAGUGGUGUCUUGUCUCUGGAUAAACUAAACAUGUGUAUGGAUGCAAAGCAUCAUAAAGUGGCGCCUGGCCCUGAGGGAGCACUGUACUCUCAGUGUGCUCCCUGGCGUGAUAAUGCAUGCUGCACUGCAAACACCAGUGAAGAAGCCCAUGAAGACAACUCCUACCUGUACAAUUUCAAUUGGAACCACUGCGGUGCAAUGAGCCAGAAAUGCAAGAAACAUUUCAUCCAGGACACUUGUUUCUAUGAGUGCUCACCUCAUCUGGGACCUUGGAUACAACCUGUGGAUCAGAGCUGGCGAAAGGAGCGCAUUUUGAAUGUGCCUCUUUGUAAGGAGGACUGUGAAAAGUGGUGGGAAGACUGCAAGGACGAUUUCACCUGCAUGACAAACUGGCACAAAGGAUGGGACUGGACCUCUGGCACUAACAAGUGUCCUACUGGCAGCAAAUGCAGGAAAUGGACUGAAGUCUAUGCAACACCCAAAUCCAUGUGUGAACAAAUCUGGUCUAACUCCUACCUUUACACCACCCUUACCAAAGACUCUGGUCGCUGCAUGCAGCUCUGGUUUGACGGACCAAACCCCAACACCAAGGUUGCAGAGUAUUAUCUCAACACCGCCCACAGGGACCACAGUUUUUCUCUGACAGCGCUGCUCUUCCUGACUGUCACAUAUUUCUUUGUACAAAUGUACUAGCAUUGUGCCUAUGGAAUAUCCUUCAUCC